Molecule: messenger RNA, 639 nt
Organism: Calidris pugnax (ruff)
Lineage: Eukaryota; Metazoa; Chordata; Aves; Charadriiformes; Scolopacidae
Product: dynein light chain 1, cytoplasmic
Exons: 3
Coding region: 115-384 (89 amino acids)
Biological process (GO): cilium assembly; microtubule-based process
Cellular component (GO): cytoplasmic dynein complex
Molecular function (GO): dynein light intermediate chain binding; dynein intermediate chain binding
Source: RefSeq, a predicted model, not a curated record
GCGCGGAGAGGGCGGGGUUAGAGGGACGCUCGGAGGCGGCCGCUGCGCGCAGUCAGCAGCCCGCCGCUCCGCUCCGCACCGGACCGGUCCCGCAGCGCCCGACCAACGGCAAUCAUGAGUGACCGAAAGGCAGUGAUCAAGAAUGCGGACAUGUCAGAGGAGAUGCAGCAGGACUCCGUGGAGUGCGCGACUCAGGCCCUGGAGAAGUACAACAUCGAGAAGGACAUUGCUGCUCACAUAAAGAAGGAGUUUGACAAGAAAUACAACCCCACUUGGCACUGCAUCGUGGGAAGGAACUUUGGCAGCUACGUGACUCACGAGACCAAGCACUUCAUCUACUUCUACCUCGGCCAAGUCGCCAUUCUCCUCUUCAAGUCUGGUUAGAGCCAGGGACUGUUACUGAAAGGUGCAGCCGGUUACAGGGCUGCACACCAACUCCAGCCAGCCUCCCACCUUCAGCCUUCCUGAGGAAACAGACCUUCAUCUUCAGGUCUUUUGUUGCAUUGUCAAUGGUCAGGGAUUUUGCCGUAGCAGCUCGUAUUUUCUUUGUGGCUAUAAAAAAGGUAAAAAUACCUUCCUUGUAUUUAUUUUCUUUCAAAAGACAGCUUAUUUGCUAAUAAAACUGUCGGAACAAGUUUA